AAUUUGACCUCCUGUCACUUCACCACCACUAUCUCUCUUGGGCAGGCAAGGCAGCUCUCUUCAACCAAGAAUGAGUCACAACAAUGUCCGUGGACCAACAUCCGCCCUGACCGAGUUCCUUAGGGACUCUGGCAUUACUGCCACAACAAUUGCACGGCGCGCAGCGAUGGCGAAUCGACCAGUGGCUGGGCCGAGUAAUGCACCGGAAGAAGCAGACGAUGUCGAAGCCAACCAGGAAGAUGAAGUUCAGACACAGGCGCCGCGUCGACGAACUAGGGGUAAUAGGAGGUCAGGUUACGUUUCUGAUGAGUUAGACGAGCCUGCUUCACCUGCAAAGAAACAAAAGUUGAGCAAGGCAGCAGAGGCCAAGCUGAAGAAGACCAAAAAAUCCAAGAAAGAUGACAAGGAUGGCAAAGAUGAAGAUGAAGACGCGUAUACCGCUCUGUCAAGGUCUAUGUGGUCGACAGUUGGUUCCUCGUCGAAACCUCCCGUAGGAAGCUUUGAUACCUGUGCAAAGUGCGGGAAACAGUAUACUGUGACAAAAUACACUAUGGCCGCGGAUUCUGGCUCGGGAUAUCUCUGCCAUGCUUGUGCCAAGUCUUCUGGGAACGAUCCAUUCAAGAAGCCCACAGUCCCCAGAAAACGCAAACCAGCUGCGGCAAAACGAGUCGUGAAUUACGAGGAGCGUCUCUUUCCUUCUCUUGCUUCCCUAUGUAUCCAGAUAAUAUCGAGGUAUAUCGACGAUAUCGAAGCCCUCGGUGAUAUUGGUAUCCUUAAUAUGGAAGCUAUAUCCAAGGCCAUCUCGAAGAAUCGAAGUUUGACAUCUGCAAACGCCCAUCUCUUUUAUGGGCCGGAGAACACGGUUCUGACACUGUACGACGCUACCAAGUUAACACCCGACGCUUUGCGAACCUUGGCUCAUCUUAAUCCUAAUUUAACCACACUGCGCCUCGAUUUCUGUGGCCUCUUAUCAGACGAAGUCAUGUCUGUGUGGUCGACAUCUCUUCCGAACUUGGUAUCUCUUCAAUUGCUUGGUCCCUUCCUUGUCCGCCCAUCCUCCUGGAUCAACUUCUUUGAAUCUCACCCUCAGCUUGAAUGUUUCAAGAUAACGCAAAGCCCAAGAUUCGACGUCCAGUGUGUCGAAACACUGAUCGCUACGUCACAGAAGACGUUGCACGCUUUGGGGCUCAGGGAGAUUGGCAAGAUGUCUGACGAGUUCCUCAAUUGUAUCAAGCUCCUCGAAGGGCAAUUGACGUACCUGGAUAUAUCUGAACCAAGCGAGUCCUGCAGUGAAGCAGCAAUUAUAGAAAUGCUCUCCACUGUAGCGCCCACCUUAACCCACUUGGACCUUUCAGAUCACACCGAAGUCUCUGACAAGGUUCUGCAACAGGGGUUACAACCAUACUCUAAAGCUAUCACCUCCCUCGGUCUGAAAAAUCUCCCCGAGCUUACCGAUACCGGUGUAGCUGAUUUCUUUGACUCCUGGACGGCCAAUCCGCCCUUGACUUUCCUCGAUAUUUCCCGCAUCCACCUCCUAAAUAAGAAUGCCCUUCUCGCCAUCCUGGCACAUUCCGGCUCCAGCCUUCAAGAGCUGAAUAUCAAUGGAUGGCGCGAUAUUGAUAAUGAGACCUUGGAGGAGAUCGGGAAACAAGCAAGAGAUUUAAAGAAAGUCGACCUAGGAUUUUGUAGAGGCGUCGACGAUUUUACCGUGAAAAGCAUCAUCGAAGGUAGCAAAGGAGGACUUCAGGAGGUUAAAGUGUGGGGCUGCAAUCGAAUUGAAGGCAAGUGGACUGUCAGUGGGAAACAGAGACACAUCAGGGUAUAUGGCGUUGAAUCUCAUUGAAUGUCGCUCGUAGCGAUGGUUGGAGGAAUGCAGAAAUAAGUAAUACGUCUAAUUUUGCUUUAAAGAAAUCCCAAGUAUUUUUAUAUAACUUUCGUGCCAGGUGGGGAUCAGUAGCGUGAAGAAACCUUUUACUAAUACGAGGUCGUUAUAUCGAAGAUAGGGAAUUUACAGGUUGGCAUCCGCACAUUAAAAGCGUCAGGAACAUAGAGAAGCCUUGGGUGUAAAAUUAAUCCCCCCCUCGACUUGUC
Messenger RNA from Desarmillaria tabescens, 2091 nucleotides. Its product is annotated as RNI-like protein. The transcript is spliced from 7 exons. Gene Ontology annotation, biological process: SCF-dependent proteasomal ubiquitin-dependent protein catabolic process. NCBI's taxonomy places the organism in Eukaryota, Fungi, Basidiomycota, Agaricomycetes, Agaricales, Physalacriaceae. The record is from RefSeq and is a predicted model, not a curated record. Bases 71 to 1843 code for a protein of 590 amino acids. Gene Ontology annotation, cellular component: SCF ubiquitin ligase complex.